CAAAUUAAGGCACGCAAUCAGAGAACCGUCAGUUCAGAGGUCCUGCACUUYAGUAAAGAACUACUUGCGAUCAUGGCUGUUUUCUCAUUCAAGCUCGUCAUCCUUGUUGCUGUCUUUAUCGGACAGACUACCGUUUCUCAUCAGUCCAACUAUUGCGGGUUUCCAAAAGAGUGUUCGUCUCCCAGAUCCAAAGCUCAUKCCCCAAACUGGAARCAAUGUGUCUGGAAAAACACCAACGAUGGCAGAGAUAACGGAGAARUUCAUGAAUGCCUCUUUUACAAACAACGAGCCGAUUCGUACCUCAGGGUGGCCUAUCAAGGCAACMUUCGAGUUUACUGCGGCAAUGCUUGCUGUAAACGAUGGUUCUUUACCUUCAACAAGGUGGAAUGCUCAACACCAGCGCCUAUUGAUGCCGUAGUUUAUCAAAACAUAACCCCUGCUGGACCGAGCGCCAAUAUUCACCGUUCUGCUACCCAGGAGGGGUACUGUGGAGGCAUUGGUAAAGGGAUCGUUAGGGUGGGGUUCUCGGUAGGUAACUGUGCU
Actinia tenebrosa (Australian red waratah sea anemone) is the source of this 543-nucleotide messenger RNA. RefSeq names its product collagen triple helix repeat-containing protein 1. The record is from RefSeq and is a predicted model, not a curated record. NCBI's taxonomy places the organism in Eukaryota, Metazoa, Cnidaria, Anthozoa, Actiniaria, Actiniidae.